Amorphotheca resinae ATCC 22711 is the source of this 870-nucleotide messenger RNA. RefSeq lists its product as hypothetical. The annotation marks the transcript as partial. NCBI's taxonomy places the organism in Eukaryota, Fungi, Ascomycota, Leotiomycetes, Helotiales, Amorphothecaceae. The record is from RefSeq and is a predicted model, not a curated record. The transcript is spliced from 2 exons.
AUGCCCACACGGGUCAUUGAUGUUGACAUCCAGAAUGGCUCGAACGAGGUGCGCCUCUUUCAUCCACCCAAAGGGUACAACUUUCCAUACGUUGCUCUGAGUCAUUGCUGGGGCACAUCCAAGGUGCCAAUUUCAUGCAAAACAACAAGGGGAAAUAUCCUCAAUCACCAGAAACAGAUCUUGACCUCGAACCUGCCAAGUACUUUCCAGGAUGCUGUUUACAUAGCGAGAAAGCUUAAUAUUCGAUAUCUAUGGAUUGACUCACUCUGCAUUAUUCAAGACGAUGCAGACGACUGGGAAAUUGAGUCUGCGAAGAUGGCUUCUAUUUAUCAGAAUGCCUACCUCACAAUUGCCGCCACGGCUUCAGCUUCAAGUCAAGAUAGUCUUUUGAAUCCUCGACUGCCUGCGACGUCACUACGCAAAUCGCCGCUGUUGCGGCGAGCCUGGGCCUUUCAAGAGAUGAUCCUGUCGCCUCGGGUACUUCACUUUGCAGAAGACCAGCUGUAUUGGCAAUGCCGAAACGAUCUGUUUUCAGAGGAUGGUCUAGUCCGGCUUGUUUCACCUUUACAGAGCAAUUUUCGGUCUGGCAAGUUCAUCUCGCAGGACGAGUAUGGAGGUUACAAACUUUGGUGGGAAUGGAUUCAGGUGUACAGUACACUCGGAUUAUCUCACACGGGCGACAAAGCAGCCGCGCUGGCAGGGCUGACAAACAUGUAUCUUAAGACACGAGAGGCAGGCGAUCAACCCCUGGCGGGUUUAUGGCGGAACGAUCUCCAUUUCGGACUCCUAUGGUACUCUGUAGGCUCCAGGCGAUUGACAUAUCUUGAUCAUGUGCCCUCAUGGUCCUGGUUCAAAGUUGAUGGCCCCAUC